Dissoconium aciculare CBS 342.82 is the source of this 1550-nucleotide messenger RNA. RefSeq names its product NAD(P)-binding protein. Gene Ontology annotation, biological process: steroid biosynthetic process. The transcript has a single exon. Gene Ontology annotation, molecular function: 3-beta-hydroxy-Delta5-steroid dehydrogenase (NAD+) activity. Bases 144 to 1292 code for a protein of 382 amino acids. The record is from RefSeq and is a predicted model, not a curated record. Lineage: Eukaryota; Fungi; Ascomycota; Dothideomycetes; Mycosphaerellales; Dissoconiaceae.
AUGCUUGCCUUCAUUCCUGCCCAUCAUGAGUCCUUCAUGAUUGUCCACUGAGAUGUCCUCACAGUGCUAACGCCUCCACAGCAGUGAGUCGCUGCAUCUAUUCGUAAGCCUCGGAAGCUCAUCUGUCUGGCGAAGUGGGUAAGAUGGCACACGAUAAUGUCAAACAUGUAGUAAUCACAGGAGGUGCCGGAUUUUUGGGUCGACACACUGUCCGCGAUUUGAAGAGCCGACAUCCGUCAUGGACGAUCACAAUUCUAGACAUCAUCGCGCCAGACCCAGACGUUGUGUCCAGCAACGAUGUUAAGUUCAUCCCUGUAGACAUCACCUCGCAGUCAAGCGUCACCGAAGCCUUUGCUCGAAUCACUUCGUCACUCAAUGGCCAACCGCCAGACAUCGUCGUCCACUCUGCCGGCAUCGUCCCUGCUCGAGCACUCCGCUACUCCGCCUCCAAGACACAGUGGACAAAAGUCCACGCGGUAAACUACAUCGGAACCACACACGUCCUCGCCGCAACCCUCCAAAGCGGCUGUCAGCGCCUCGUCUACACAUCCAGCUGCACCGCCAUCAUCGAUGACCUCGAGCACGACUACCACCACAUGAACGAAGAUGUUCCCCUCGGUCGUGCCACGCUACAUUACGGCAAGUCCAAAGCCCUAGCCGAACGCCACGUGCUGGAUCCCAGGUGGCGCAUGGAGUCCGGACUCCUUGCCUGUGCCCUGCGGCCCUGCACGAUCGUCGGACGCGGCGACAUCGCGGUCAUCGGCGUCAUGCACGACCUCAUCGCUAAGAAGGAGACCGGUUUCAUCGUGGGCGACGGUACGAAUAUUUACGAUUUUAUGUGUAUCGAGAACGCAGCGCGCGCGCAUUGCCUGGCGGUGGAGAAUCUCUUGGGCGAUGCGUCGGCUGCGGGCCAGGCUUUCUUCCUCUCGAAUGAUGAGCCGGUUUACUUUUGGGACUUUCUCGCGGCGGUCUGGGCGGAGUUCGGACAUUACCCUCCGUCGCGCGUUAGGAUCCCAAUGGUCGUUGCGUGGUUGGUCGGAGUGCUUUUGGAGUGGAUCACUUGGUUGACUGGGGCGGCGAGUACGUUAGAUUCGGGCAGUGUCAAGGACGGGGUGAGGACGCAGUACGCGGAUAUACACAAGGCGAGAGAGAUUUUGGGAUAUGAACCCUUGGUGAAGCUGAGAGAUGGUGUCAAGGCGAAUUGCGAUGUAAGCUUUUUUCCUUACCCCUAUUUGGAUCAAUGGCUACGUCGCUCAUCGUCUUGGUCUUCCCUGGAUCCGCGCAGAUGCUGACUGAAUAUGGUAGUAUUAUAAAGAAUACUUAGAGCAGCAGUCCAAGGCUAAGAGGAAGCCAAUGCCUUGAUCAAACCACCUCGGCGAGGCCAGCCGCCCACAGAUCCACGUUAGAGACUGCGAUACAUCUCCAAUAUUACAGCCAUCUGGAAUAGAAAUUGAAUAGCUAUGUUUCGUUUGGCCUUUCACGACAAUAUUGACAGAGAUUGUGGAUAUACGACGACGGCGUUGUCCACCUCUCGCGGUAUGUUGUCGCAG